UCUUAGUUCAUUCACGAUGACCAUGGUUAUGGGGAACACGGCGAAUUUAGACGCUGCCAUUGAGCAAUUGUUGAAUGCAGAGAAGCAUGCGAGGCUCGCCGGCGACGUUUCCGCCACUAGAAACGCCGUCACUGACAUUUUACGACUAUGCUUCGAAGCGCGUGCCUGGAAAACCCUCAAUGACCAGAUUGUUCUCCUGUCCAAACGACGUGGCCAGCUUAAGCAGGCUGUGACAGCAAUGGUGCAGCAAGCUAUGCAGUAUAUUGAUGAAACACCCGAUGUUGAAACUCGUAUAGAACUCAUCAAAACCUUGAAUAGUAUAUCUGCAGGAAAGAUAUAUGUAGAGAUUGAGAGAGCUCGAUUGAUUAAGAAACUUGCAAAGAUUAAGGAAGAACAAGGGCUUAUAGCUGAAGCUGCUGAUUUGAUGCAAGAAAUUGCGGUGGAAACUUUUGGUGCCAUGGCAAAAACGGAGAAAAUUGCAUUCAUUCUUGAACAAGUCCGGUUGUGCCUAGACCGCCAAGAUUAUGUUCGUGCACAAAUACUCUCAAGAAAGAUCAGUACAAGAGUAUUUGAAGUUGAUGCUUCAAAGGAAAAGAAAAAGCCUAAAGAAGGUGAUAAUGUUGUUGAAGAAGCCCCUGCAGAUAUACCAUCUCUACCAGAGUUGAAGCGGAUUUAUUAUGAACUAAUGAUUCGGUAUUAUUCCCAUAAAAAUGAUUAUCUUGAAAUUUGCCGUUGCUACAAGGCAAUAUAUGAGAUUCCAUCUGUCAAAGAAGAUCCUGCCGAGUGGAUUCCAAUCCUGAGGAAAAUAUGUUGGUACUUGGUUCUAUCACCGCAUGAUCCUAUGCAGUCAAGCCUUCUCAAUUCCACCUUGGAGGAUAAGAAUCUGUCCGAGAUUUCAAACUUUAAAUUACUGUUGAAACAGUUGGUCACUAUGGAGGUUAUCCAAUGGACAACUCUUUGGGAUGCAUACAAAAACGAGUUUGAGAAUGAGAACAACUUAGGAAAAUCUUUGGGUGAAAAAGCCGCAGAAGAUCUGAGGGAAAGAGUAAUUGAACAUAAUAUUCUUGUUGUAUCAAAAUACUAUGCAAGGAUUAAUUUGAAGAGACUUGCAGAGCUUUUGUGUCUCAAUAUUCAGGUAGCUGAGAAGCAUCUUUCAGAUAUGGUUGUGUCUAAGGCACUGGUGGCAAAGAUUGAUAGGCCUAUGGGAAUAGUUUGUUUCCAAACAGCCAAGGAUAGCAAUGACAUUCUUAACUCAUGGGCAGCAAACUUGGAGAGACUGCUUGAUCUUGUGGAGAAGAGCUGUCAUCAAAUACACAAGGAAACCAUUGUGCAUAAAGCUGCUUUGAAGUUUUAAGAAGGUCCAUAUCACCGUUAAAAUUUACAGCUGGUAAUUGCAGGUGAACCCCAGUAUCAAUGUCAUGUUGGACUGAAGAUGCCUUAUCAGGAUGUUCGUUCGAAUUGUCACAGAUUAGGUUGGUGAGGAAUUGCAUUAAACAAUGAUGUUUUUUUUUUUUUUUUUUUCAUUUUAUAUAGUCAUUCAUGCAAUUAGGGUACAGCUGGAUACAUGCUUCUUAGUGUUGUAUACAACUGGUACAUGCCGUACCACUACUGUCUAAUGACAGGAUCCUAAAUGGUCUUGUUUGUAGUUCAAUGGGAAGAAAUG
Messenger RNA from Gastrolobium bilobum, 1663 nucleotides. Its product is annotated as 26S proteasome non-ATPase regulatory subunit 12 homolog A-like. Bases 17 to 1354 code for a protein of 445 amino acids. The record is from RefSeq and is a predicted model, not a curated record. Lineage: Eukaryota; Viridiplantae; Streptophyta; Magnoliopsida; Fabales; Fabaceae. The transcript is spliced from 11 exons. Gene Ontology annotation, cellular component: proteasome regulatory particle, lid subcomplex; nuclear proteasome complex; cytoplasm.